AUAAAAUCGGUGGUGUAGCAUUAGUCGUGAUAAGAAUGAACGAUAUCGCAACUGAGAAAAAUAGUCCCAACUACUACGAAAUCAAUUAAAAUGGCAACUGAUCAACGUCCCUCUGCCGACAGAGGGCGUGUCCUUGUGAUGCUGUUCAUUGUUGUGUCGUUGCUAGGGGUUAUUGCAAGCGUGUGUUUGAUAUACAUCCAACUUUUGGAAAUUAAAAACGAACUCGUUAAUCUGAAACAUUUAAGAGACGUUGAUGAAAAUUAUGGAGAUGAAAGGAAAGAAGACUUCCACAAGCACCGGUCUCAACAGAGACCUGUAGGUGUACAGAAGCGACAGACAGCCAACACAUUCAUGCAGGAAUUACUGCAGGCCCAGGCGCAUGUACUGGAAUCCCAUUGUGCUAACGACAGUCGACUGUGUAUGAGAGGUCCAAAGGGAGAUAAAGGAGACCCUGGACUUCCUGUUCAACGCAUCACUCCCCCAGCGCCACCUUCAAAGCAGUGCGCAUGCUUAGAAGAACCAAAAAUAGGACAAAUUCAAAACAUUGUCGCCAAAACCGGAAAUGAUGUAGACAUCACGUGCCAGGUGACCGGAAAUCCUCAACCAUAUGUGAAGUGGACAAACAAUGGCGCUACGGUUUCAACCAACUCAGUUCUACAUUUAACAAAUGUUGACAGUGGGACAUCGGGAAAUUAUACGUGUAUUGGACAAAAUAUUGUUGGAAUAAAAACGAAAACUAUCUCAAUAAAUAUUCAAUAAACGUAUAUUGAUUUA
This is a messenger RNA of Ostrea edulis (European flat oyster), 774 nucleotides long. RefSeq lists its product as uncharacterized. The coding region runs from base 91 to 759 and encodes 222 amino acids. The record is from RefSeq and is a predicted model, not a curated record. The transcript is spliced from 5 exons. Lineage: Eukaryota; Metazoa; Mollusca; Bivalvia; Ostreida; Ostreidae.